Messenger RNA from Branchiostoma floridae (Florida lancelet), 1833 nucleotides. RefSeq names its product hypoxanthine-guanine phosphoribosyltransferase-like. The coding region runs from base 148 to 810 and encodes 220 amino acids. The record is from RefSeq and is a predicted model, not a curated record. The transcript is spliced from 9 exons. Gene Ontology annotation, biological process: guanine salvage; IMP salvage; purine ribonucleoside salvage. Gene Ontology annotation, molecular function: hypoxanthine phosphoribosyltransferase activity; magnesium ion binding. NCBI's taxonomy places the organism in Eukaryota, Metazoa, Chordata, Leptocardii, Amphioxiformes, Branchiostomatidae.
GAAUCAACAUUUGCUCUACUUUGAAGGUAAAUUUAAUGAUAAAAAGCGAAAUUUGUUAUCAUGGCCGCCAGGAGUCGCUGCUGCACGGCCUGUAAUGUAAUCUGACCCGAAGUGACCUCACUUAGUAUUCUGUAUUCGCGCGGGAAAAUGGCGGACUACAUGAAGAUAUCGGACGAUGAGAAGGGGUACGACCUCUCCAUGUUCUGUAUCCCCAAACACUACGAGGACGACCUUGAGCGGGUUUACAUUCCGCAUGGACUUAUCAUGGACAGAACGGAGAGACUGGCGCGGAACAUCGUGAGUGACUUUGGUUACGAGGAGCCUAUCGUGGCCCUGUGUGUUCUGAAAGGAGGGUACCGGUUCUUCGGAGACCUGCUGAACUACAUCAGCGCGCUGAACCGGACGUCAGACCGGUCCUUCCAGAUGAGCGUGGACUUCAUCCGGCUCAAGAGCUACCAGAAUGACAAGCAGACUGGGAAGAUCCAAGUCAUCGGAGGAGACAACUUGGAGAACUUAAGGGGCAAGAAUGUUAUGAUUGUAGAGGAUAUCAUCGACACAGGGAGAACUAUGCUAAAACUGCUGGAUCUUGUGAAGGAUUAUGAGCCAAAGAAAGUCCGAGUAGUCAGUUUACUGGUGAAAAGAACACCACACAGUGUGGGAUACAGGCCUGACUACAUCGGUUUCGAGGUGCCCGACAAGUUUGUGGUUGGUUAUGCCCUGGACUUCAAUGAGUUCUUCCGGGACCUCAAUCAUGUUUGCGUCAUCAAUGAAAAGGGAAAAGAAAAGUACGCCAUCCCUAAAAGCGCCUGAGGAAGGCCCUGCCCACUGCACCCAUCCCCAUCCCCAUAGCAACCAUCACCAUAACAACCAUCACCAUAACAACCAUCGCCAUAGCAACCAAGUUUCCACCUGGUCACAGGACUGCACCAAGCUGUCAAGCUCUCACCAUGACAACCAAAGAUGCGGCCACGCCCAGAAAACCCCGGAAGCAGCAGCGAAGACGUUGAUUUCGAGAAGGACCAACUUUUUCCACAUCGGCAUCACGGCGGGAAGCAGAGCGGUCGCGAACGUUCGUAGCCGCCAGGUUAGAAUAAUCAGCCCCAACCAGCAGAUAUCCAUCAUCACGCCCAAACGGCAGAUCAGAAUAGUUAGCCCGAGAUCCGUAGAUAGCGUUACGCGUAGAAGCAAGGAGGAGUCUGAGGUACAGAGGACUGUGGUGAUCCAACCGAGGCAGAGUGUGAGGAUUGUGAAGCAGAAUUGUCAGGCGGCGGAGGAGAGCGGAACUAGGAACGGAGGCGUGUCGUACAGGUUCGUGAGGAAGGCGUCGAACGUCACGAGAUUCACGAAAGAAACGAGACAGUGCGGAGGCGGGAGCGUCGUCAUGCGGUACCCGUGGGGGAAGGUGAACAUCACGCGUACGGGCGGACAGACGCGGAAUAUCGUGUUAAACGACAAUAGAACUGACGAUUGCUCCGUUGUCAAGUGUACUAAUAAUCAUGACGAGACUGCAGAUGUAGGGAGGGAAACAGAGUCACAGAGAACUGUAGAAAGACUAGAGGAAGGGAGGGGAGAAAAUGUUGUAAACAGUGACAGUACGGUACAGAGAAGAAGAACGGGUAGAACGCAGGGUGGGCCGAGAUUUGUGUCCGUCAUGUACUUUCAGACAACGUCUUGUAAGCACAGAGGAAGGAAAGUGAAACACGGGUCUUGAAGGGUCACUUUCACUUGAAGACAUUAGAAUUAGCUAGGUUGGAUCCAUACAAGUUCUGGGACAGAAUAUAUGACAUAUUGAGGCAUCCGCUUACACCACAGAGAAAGUUUGAGUUUUCCUUA